GUGGAUCCAUCAUUACGAUGUCUCCUUAGACAGCAGCUUCACACAGACCUUCGUGGUAGCGGCUGCCGAGGAAUCCAAUACCACGAUGCUGUCUAUCGGAGGCAAUGUAUCUGCCAGUAACAGCUCUGCUUCAGCGACGGUUGCACUACUCGGGGAGCUGCCGCACUUGGCAACGGUGCGAAAGCAGGGUCUCCAGCAGAAGCAAGCUCGCUACGACAUCGCCUUCGUGCCCAUCACAACCCUCCCCAGCCAGGUCAAGAUUGCCGGGCCUGGCUUCGAACGCCACCUGCCCUGGUCAGAGGUUGCAGGCUCGGUGAUCAGCCUGCCGGAGUCGCUGCGGAAAGCGGAUAGCAUCUCCCUGGAGGUUAUCCUGACGGACUACGAGCUGUCGGUGCCCCAACCAUGCCACUGGGCUGGCGCGUCCACCGGGAUCUUCACAGCCUUCUGCAAGGAGCAUGCGUGCAACGAGCACUGCUGCAAGGCCAUCUGCGGUCAUCGGCCCAGCUGCCUGGCCGCCAGCCUCGGGCCCAGCGGCUGCUUUGAGGCGCGCCAUGCGGCUGAGGCCCUGCAGGCCAUGCGAGGGGGCCACGUGCCACCGGUCAACGAGCGGCAGUGGCUGCGGCGAAAGGUUGGAGGAAAGGUCUGUCGCUUGGCGGGUGCUGAAGACUGCGUAGAGGCCACGGCGGGCGAGGACCACACGCUGCGUUUUGCGAAGCUGCAGCCGGACUGGCUGGAACGUCACGCGGAACUCAAACUUUCCUUGGCGCUGGCCAAAGGAUCUCAGCAGCUCCCCAGCAAUUCCGAGGCUUUGCAGCUCAAGCUGGGCCCACCUGACAUUUUGGAUGUUCUUGUCAACCUGACUGGCAUCACCCAUGACGGCACAAUUCGUCAUUUCCAGGCUGCUUCUGUCGUAGAGGGCCAAAACAUUGUGGUGACCCUGAUGCGGUACCCACCCUACGAGCUCGCUGAACUCCACCUUUACCUGGUCAUCCUCUUCCCGGACCCUGACUACACGGCCGGGUGGGCGUCCAGCACAGCAAGCCUUGCAAACGUUUCCGAAAUUUCCUUCCAGAGGUGCGAAGAGAGCAGGCUGUUCAAGCACAGGUACCACGUCUGCCAGGCAGGCGAACACGGGUGGAGAACCACAACAGCUAAAAUCAGCUUGGAUCCCUGGGGCCCCACUGAAACCAUCGUUCUGUUCGACGUCCACAGCAGAGCAAACAGCGGGACCCGCGAGCAUGAGCAUAAUGACGGUGUAGGCUCGCGGCGCGCUGUCCAAGUGAGGCUGGAUCAGGUGACGAGUGUGGGAGUCUGGUCUGCCGUUGAGGGUUUUGACUUGCGUUGCCAUAACGGGGGUGGGGUUUCCCUACCUUUUUGGGGGUUCUUAUAA
This is a messenger RNA of Symbiodinium pilosum, 1390 nucleotides long. The record is from the annotation of a GenBank genome assembly. NCBI's taxonomy places the organism in Eukaryota, Dinophyceae, Suessiales, Symbiodiniaceae.